CCAGUUUGGGAAGAAUUUGCAUUCAGAGAGAACAGGUUCUGGGUCCGAAACGGGAGCCCGAAGAGCCAAUGACUGUCCCCAUAAUUCUCCUCAGCGGUGUUCUGUGUCAGAGGACACAGGCUGCUGAAAUAACUCUUGCAGAAUUACCGUCCAGCUUGUGUCCUGUGAGCAUGCGUAUAACAACAAAGAAGACAUGUGGACCAAAAGCUGAGGCUCCAGGCUCCUAAAUCUUCUCUGCACAGCUCAAUUAGAUUGCAGUCGUCUCUUAAAAAGAUGACGUCUGCCACACCUCCCUCCUCCCGUAGCCCUUCUCCUCACAAAGUCUGCCACUCCCAGACUCAGACGGACGUCUUAAAACCUCUGCUGGGUGGCGGCGCGUCGGGCGGGGCGGGGAGGAAAAGGAGGCGCGUCUUGUCCAAAGAUGGCCGCAGCAACGUGCGCAUCGAGCACGUCAGCGGGAGGAGUGCCCUCUACAUGCGCGACCUGUGGACCACCUUCCUGGAGAUGCAGUGGCGCUACAAGUUCUUCCUGUUCACCGCCACGUUUGCGGGGACGUGGUUCUUCUUCGGGGUGCUGUGGUACCUGCUGGCUCUGGUGCACGGAGACCUGCUGGAGUUCGACCCUCCGUCCAAUCACACGCCGUGUGUGAUGCAGAUGCAGAGCCUCACGGGGGCCUUCCUCUUCUCCCUGGAGUCCCAGACCACCAUUGGUUAUGGUUUCCGCUGCAUCACCGAGGAAUGCCCAGUUGCCAUCAUCCUCCUCAUUGUCCAGCUGGUCAUCACCAUGCUCAUGGAAAUCUUCAUCACUGGGACCUUUCUGGCCAAGCUUGCGCGGCCAAAGAAGCGAGGCGAGACGGUGAAGUUUAGCCAGCACGCGGUGGUGUCCACCCACGAGGGCCAGCCCUGCCUGAUGAUCCGGGUGGCCAACAUGCGCAAGAGCCUUCUGCUGGGCUGUCAGGUGACGGGCAAACUUCUCCAGACGUCCCUGACAAAAGAGGGAGAGACGGUGCGUCUGGACCAGAGGAACGUGCCCUUCCAGGUGGACACCUCCAGCGACAGCCCGUUCCUCAUCCUGCCGCUCACUUUCUACCACGUCAUCGACGAGAAGAGUCCGCUGCAGGCCUGGGCUGCCAAGGGUGGGGGCUGGACGGAUCCAGACCUGGCUGACUUUGAGCUGCUGGUGAUCAUGAGCGCCACCGUGGAGCCCACCUCCGCCACCUGCCAGGUGCGCACCUCCUACCUGCCCGACGAGAUCCUGUGGGGCUACGAGUUCCCCCCCGUGGUCUCCCUGUCCACGUCUGGCAAGUACGUGGCGGACUUCUCCUUCUUCGACAAAGUGGCCAAGACCAAGACCACCCCCGUCUUCAAGGCCUCCUGCCCGGAGCCCGGGUACCAUAGCAACGGGGGCGGGCCCGUGUCCGAGGCCUCGGACCCGGAGAAGAUCCGCCUGGAGCAGAGCUACCGGGAGCAGAGGGGCGAGGAGCGCGGCCGCGUCCGGGAGGCCCCCCUCAGCGUCAGGAUCAGCAACGUGUGAGCCGAGCCCACCCCAACCGCCGCCCAGGAGAGAGAGCCCCCCCCCAAAAAAGAAAGAAAGACAGGAGACGCUCAAGUGGAGCGUCAGUAGCUCACCGGGGGACACGGUUCUGCACGACUAACUUCAAAAUGUAUCACGAGGAUGUAAAGAGAACCCCACAGGGGAACUGAAGACCACUGUACGUUUGCUGGGAUGCGAGGCGCUUUCCGCUGGUCAUAACACGGCCCGAGCCCAGAACCCAUCCCCAGCUGAAUACGCUCUCUAAGUAAAAACAAGUAACAGGUUAAAUAACACAACAAAGCAAGCAGAGAACAGGAUGGAGAUCUUAGUGUGUGUGUGUGUGGGUGUGUGU
Molecule: messenger RNA, 1885 nt
Organism: Menidia menidia (Atlantic silverside)
Lineage: Eukaryota; Metazoa; Chordata; Actinopteri; Atheriniformes; Atherinopsidae
Source: the annotation of a GenBank genome assembly